Molecule: messenger RNA, 812 nt
Organism: Haliotis rufescens (red abalone)
Lineage: Eukaryota; Metazoa; Mollusca; Gastropoda; Lepetellida; Haliotidae
Product: ornithine decarboxylase 1-like
Exons: 4
Coding region: 16-513 (165 amino acids)
Cellular component (GO): cytoplasm
Molecular function (GO): ornithine decarboxylase activity
Source: RefSeq, a predicted model, not a curated record
UCCAAUGUCAAGGUCAUGGCAGAACCGGGGCGGUUCUUUGCAGCAUCGCCUUUCACCUUAGUGACAAGUGUGAUUGCAAAGAGGAAGUGCACGGCCGUCGUUGGGGAAAGAGAUCUAAAUGAGCUGAAGACUUUGGACCCGGAGAAGCCCCGUGACGUCACCCCAACAUAUAUGUAUUAUAUAAAUGACGGUGUAUAUGGAUCGUUAAGCUUCGUUCUCUCAGAAGACACUUGCAUGAUACCUACAUUAGUCAAGGUACCCGCUAGUGACGUGACCUUCACCUCCAGCCUGUGGGGUCCGACAUGUGACGGCAGUGACUGUGUCCUGAAGGAAGGGCCUCUCCCCGAGCUCCAGAUCGGGGACUGGUUCUACUUUGAGAACAUGGGCGCCUACUCUCUCAGUCUCCACUCACGAUUCAAUGGAAUGGCUGUACCUGAGGGUCAUUAUAUGUGCGAGGAAGAGAUCUGGGAAACGGUUUUGAAGGGAGCAAGACAGAUUGAUGGAUAUAAAUAAGAUCAUCUAGUUUCUCCUGAUUUCCAGUUGACCAAGCAUGGUGUUUGUAUCGGUUUGUCCUAUUUAGAGAAACACAUGUCACGUAGAGAUAUAAAUCAGUGUCCAUCUACCGCUCAACCAUACUUGAGGUUCAACACAAUAUACUUUAUAUAUGUCUCAGAUACAUGACCAAUUCAUUUUUAUGCAGCCCUAUCAGACAGUUUAUAAACUGGAAAGUAGAAAUUGGAUAACUAUCACGACAAGUGGAUGGCUUUGGAUGAAUGAUACCAUUAAUGUAUUUUAUCACGUGGAAGCUCAUA